Molecule: messenger RNA, 1263 nt
Organism: Clarias gariepinus (North African catfish)
Lineage: Eukaryota; Metazoa; Chordata; Actinopteri; Siluriformes; Clariidae
Product: lysozyme g-like
Exons: 5
Coding region: 65-670 (201 amino acids)
Biological process (GO): defense response to Gram-positive bacterium; peptidoglycan catabolic process
Cellular component (GO): extracellular region
Molecular function (GO): lysozyme activity
Source: RefSeq, a predicted model, not a curated record
GGUCUGUCUUUAUUUGUUAUAUUUACAAUUUUGCAUCUCAUUGCCUACAACUUUGCGAUAAGCCAUGGAAACCUGUGAAGCUGGAUCCUCUGGUACAAAUGAGUGCAUUUUUGGAGAUCUCAUGAAGAUCGCAACAACUGGAGCAUCUUCCAAUACAGCUUCCAAAGACAACUACAAAAUAACUGGUGUUGAAGCCUCACAUAAAAUGGCUGAAUAUGAUCUGGAGAGGAUGGACAUGUACAAGCCCAUCAUCAUGAAUGUUGCCAGAGCUAAAAUGUUGGACCCAGCAGUGAUUGCAGGCAUCAUAUCGAGAGAGACAAGGGGUGGAACGCGUGCAUCGGGACUUGUUGAUGGCUGGGGAGAUGAAGGCAACGCCUUUGGACUCAUGCAGGUUGACCAACGUUACCACGAUCCAAAGGGAGACUGGGACAGUGAGGAGCACAUCCACCAAGCUACUGAUAUUUUAAUCCGUUUCAUUAAAAGAAUUCAGAACAAAUUCCCAGACUGGUCCAAGGAGGAUCACUUUAAAGGAGGAAUUGCAGCCUACAAUGCUGGCCCAGGAAAUGUUUGCUCUCAUGCGGAAAUGGAUUGCAAGACUACAGGGGCAGACUAUGCCAAUGAUGUGGUGGCUAGGGCUCAGUUUUUUCAACGCAAUGGAUACACACUGUGAUGCACUGGACUACUGUUGAAUUUACCUUUAUAUUGUACUGAUUGAUCGUGUGGAUGAUGGAUGGGUCAGUUCUUGGUUAAAGGAAAUUAUUAGUAGCUCUGGUAAAAGGUGAUGGGCUUUUAUUUUUGCAGGCAUGGUUUGGCAAGGCAAGGCAUCUUUGUAAAUCAUUACAAAGUACAACUUUUCUAUCAAAAAAACUUUUUUUAUACUGAUGGAUAUGAUGUCUUUCAUGAUGACACCUCACCAAUCCACAGGGCAUGAUGGCUCAUUAAAUGGUUCAAUGAGUACAGAAAUAAUGCAAAUAAAUAAUACUGUACGAUAACUAGAAAACAGAUUUCUAUAUAAAACAGAUUGACAUGUACAGAAGACUUUGAGGACAGUGCUUCUUUUUUAAAAAUGGUUGCAUGUGCGUGAAUGAUGAUCCCGGCUGAGGUGACUAGCAAACUGUAAUGUUUUUCCUGAUUAGUAUCACCAACAAGUGGCUUUCUUAUGGACACCUACAGUAGCUGUUUAGUUCAAAUCCUGUUCUCGUUAAACUGUUUAUGUGGAAAUGCUCUUACUUUUACUAUUAAAAAAUGCUGUGAUUUCUUCUA